CUCAAGUUAUCGAGGCCAUGGCCUUCAAACUUAAAUAAAAAAUGUAGAGCUAUAGAGUUAAAUGCACGUAAAAGGUUAUUUUUAUGUUGUUUUAAUCCGUUUGACUGAUAGUUUCUUAAAAAUACCACGAAACAAUUGAAUUCAGUGUGUUUACUCGUGAAUUAUGUUCGAUCUAAUACUUGGCCCGUAUUAAAACUUUGUGAGAAUCGUACGUUACAAGUUCUACUUAGUCACUAACUUAGUCAUAUUUUAUGAUAGCGGAAGUUCAUAAACACAAUAUGACUGAGAAUAAUAAAAAAAGAGGAAAUAGUUUUCGAAAAUUUUUUCCUAAUAUUUUCUUUUCAAAUAAACAUAAGGAAAAGUCUUCAAUUAAUGAUACGUCAGGUUUGAAACUUAAGACAGGUAGUACCAGUACGGGUAACAAAUACCAAAAUCCUAAGUUUAUCGUUGACAAAUAUGGUAGCAGUAUCGAUAAAACAAAAGAAAAUGACGAACGAAUAUAUGAAAAUCUUUCGACAGCAGCAUUUAAACGAAACGCUCAUGACAAUCACGACUUUACUAGUAACCAUUCUUCCAGCAGUACUUUAGUAUCAGAUAACAUUGAAAUUAUGAAUCAACCACGUGACACCGUAACUUUAAACGACAAGAGUAAAAAACAUUUUGCAAGACCUCAAGUACCCCCAAAGCCGCAUCAGGAAAUACUGUACGCUUGCCCCGUGCUAGAUAAACAUCAAAAGAACUUUGCUGAAAUUCAGUAUCCCGAUGUUUAUUACCAUUCUGUUGAAAAACUUACUGAUAAGUUAACCACCCUAGACGAAAUUGAAAUUUACAGAGCAUCACAAGCACAGACGCAUCCAGCAUCAGUAGGAGCUGAAAUCAAAAAAGUAAGCACAAAAUUUCUCAUAUCACCAAAAAAGGAAGCUGAAGUGCGUACAAUCCAACCAAUACGAGCUCGAAGUUUAUCGCUUGAUAAAAAUGGUACAAACGAUUCAAGAAGCAUCAAGAAAGUGAGACAUGUCGAAAAACCUUACAACUAUUCUGCACCUACUUCGCCAAUUGCUGUUGGGCAUAAAAUACCGAACAUGCCUACAACAGUGUCUCCGUAUGAGCGGGUAAAGCAAAACAUGAUUGAAGCUGAAGAAAAAAGAAACUCUUUAAGUAGAUUAAGCAAUCGGAAUACAUUAUCACCGUCACCUAGAUCUUUGUACCGUGAUGGAUCAAAAACGCUCGCUACAGCAGAUGAUUCAAAAAAAAAAGAAAAAACUCGCCAAAGGAUUGAAGCAUUCUAUUGGCAAAAAAUAAAAGAACUUAAACAGAAGGAGGAUGAAUACCUUUUAAGGCAAUCAUUGGGUAGUUCUAUGAGAAGAUCAAGGACCCAAUAUGCAUCGUACUCUAACUCUAAUUGUAGCACCCCAACCUCUUUAGUGGAUUCUAGAAGUUGCAGUUUGCCGCGUGGAAGAGAUUUAUUGUACGCAAAUCAAACAACUUCUACUUUAUCUUCUCCUUUCAUUCGAGGGGUUCCAGAACGCCGUACUGACUCAUAUAUAAAAAGUACUAUUCAUCAGGCGGAAUAUGAUGGAGUGCAAUAUAGGAAUUAUCAAAAAUUAUAUGGAAAUGUCAUCAGUAACAAUCAAUCGCCUAUUGUGCAGCGUUGUUCGUUACCCACGGAAACAGGGAUCACCCAACAACCAAAACGAGUAAGCUUCGAAGGAAAGAACUUGCCUUUAAAUUCCGACCAUCGACAGGAAGUUGUGACCACAGACACCCCGUUUAAAAACAGUAAGUGUAAAACGUUCCAAAGUGGCAAAGACAGUGUAGUGAAAUUAGGACAUAAGGACUUAAAUAAUCCACCUCUACCGCCUAUACGUACAACAAGUGUUAAAAAUAAUCCAAGUAAUAAAAACGUUAGUGUCGUCGGUGGAACUCGUUCGAUGUGUUCGGAAUCAGAAAGUGGAUCUGAGGCAGGUGAAAUACAAAGAAUAAUGCAUAGCAGCCCGCGAAAAGAAGAGGACUGGCAAGGAGACCCGAGAAUUGAUGGGGGGUUGUCUGAUGGAGAAGCUAGCAGAGGACCGACCCGAGGACGACCGAGUCGACGCGAGGACCCGCGCCGUCACACACUGGCUGGCAAUCACAACAUCUACAUGCAUCACCACCACCAAGCGGGACACAUCAGUACAAUUGAGAUCGAGCGAUACAAUAAAGCCCAGGCGCUAGUGAACAUGCCCGAGUAUGCUACAGUUAACAAAUAUCGGGACGUGAAGGUGAAUCGAAACAUGCGAGUAGAUCCACGAAUAAAGCCCCACAUGACACACUAUCCGCAAUCGAACAAUGCGCUGUUUGACGAUGACCCCGGCGUCAUGUCGGAGGUGGAAACAUCUUCGACUGGGUUCAGACGCGGCGGAAAGCAAAGGUCUUCCCUUCCGGUAGUGAGGACUCCGAGUAAAACCCUUGAACGACCUUUGGGUUUAGUGUUCCUUCAGUACAGAAGCGAGACGAAGCGAGCUUUGUUACCAAACGAGAUCACGUCGAUAGACACUGUGAAGGCACUUUUUGUACGAAGUUUCCCGAAGCAAUUAACAAUGCAGUACAUGGACAGUGCGCACGUAAAAAUCUACAUCCACGAUUCGUCGAAGGAUAUGUUUUAUGAAUUAGAAGAUGUAAGGGCGCAUUUGAGGGAUAUUCGGGAUAGGUCGGUGCUUCGGCUGUUUGAAGCUACUGACAUCGGCGGAGGAGCGUUCCCGGGAGCAGUGGGCGUGGGGUCUGUGCCGAUGCCUCCGGGAGCAGCCGGGUGUAAUUCCUCUACCUGUUGGGAUCAGGACCAGAACUACUUCAGCGAACCGGAAAUUGAUUCCGACUAUCACCACCAGCAUGUGCAUAAUAAGAAUAAGAUAAAGGCGCCGGCUUAUUACAUGGGCACCUCUACUCCCAGCACUCUGCCACGUGGGGGUUCUCUCAUGAGAGCCUUUUCACCGGCGACUCCCGUGCCAGCUGAUCGCGUGAAAACGCCAGGUUCACUCGCGCCAUCAAAGCCAGUGCGCUCGUACUUGCCCGGGAGUGGUUCGGAGAGGUGUUUCCCCUCAAUUUUCGCUGCGGCGGAUUGCCCACGUGCUCAUUCAGGCGACGGCUAUAUGUCAUCUCCGGAGAGAGCUGCGCCUCGAGUGUCCUACGAAGAUCCGUAUUAUACCCAAUUCCUGGGCCCGGCAGCUGGUAGAGGUCCAAUCGCACCCGUCAUCGACGAAGAAGCAAACGACACUGUCAUCAUUGAUGACACUUACCAGAUGUACGGCAUCAACCCCAUUACAACACCGCCUCGGCCCAUGCCCCGGCCGCAGUACGACGCCAGGCUGGGUGCCCCUGUGGAUGAUAUGCAACGCCUUCGCGUAGAAAAAAUGGAGCGACAACUCGCAAAUCUUACAGGGCUUGUUCAAAAAGCCCUCCAGGUCCCUGGAUCAGCUCCGCCUCCUGUCACUCCCAGGGAGGACUAUCAGGCUUACCCUUCUACAUCUAGGGGCACUUCUCAGGAUGCCGCGCGAUUUGCCAGCAACGAGAGACCUCCCAAAUUAGGGAGGGACAGAUUUCAAAAAUCGGUUUCUUUUGAGAAAUCCGUAUCAUUUAGUGAUGACCCACCAGACAUGAAUUCUCCAAAACAGCACUCGCCACAGCACUCAGCUGAUACAAAACCAACAAAACCGGCAAUCAAGUCAUCGACAUUGCCGAGGACUUCAUCACAAGAGCGCGAUCGUCUUAAACCGGCCCCUCCACCCAAGCCGGCUGGUCUAGCUGGGCAACAAAUGACACUGGCGCCACAAAAGAAUUACUCAAUUAACGUGACUCCUGAUUAUUUCAAUCAACUACGUAUUCUUCAGAAGCAAAGCCGCGAUCUGCGCAUCGAGACACGCAACCUACGCCGUUCAACUUUGUCUCAUUCUAUCCAAAUGAGGCAAAUGAUGGCCGAUACCAUCCUCAAGAUAGGUGCUAUUGCAGCUACCUUCACUGAAGAAACUCCAGAUUCGCGAUUGGCACGUGAAGAAGAGAUCUACCGCCAAGACAUGCUGCUUUUGGAGAAUGACCUGUACGAGCUCGAAGCUACCGUGGAGCGCUUGCGCGGUCAAGCAGCAAACAGGGAGACACGAGUCAACAUGGCCGACAUUGAGCGCAUUGCUAUGGUGCUAUCAAAGAGCAGUAAGACUGUUGCUGAUUGGAAGUUGAAAUUCCCGAUUCUGCAGCAAACUAUGAAAGCCAAGCUUGCCGCUGAAUUGGAGAAGGUGGUCCGCAAAGAAAAGCUGUUGGAAGAAGAGCCGGAACGUUUGGAGCUGGCUCUACGCCGUUGUAAGAAACUCACCGGAACACUGGUGACCUUGAAGAGGUUGGCUUGCGUGCAAGAGCAACGCUUGCCAUGUAACGAAGGCCGUGAUUCCCCGACCUCGUCUCAAAGCUCGGCUACUGGAGGACUCUCCUCUGAGGAAUACAACUCGGAGAACGCUUGCGUUGCUCCGAACGCAAACAAGGGUGGCGGCGGGCGAGGCGCAACCGGGCGAGCAGCCGACGUGCGACCCGAGAACGCCCUCGAUGCGCUACUAGACGAGCUUCAGACCUUCGCUAAGCCGGCGGAGCGCGGCGCGCGCGGCGACGGCCCGCUGCGGCGCCUGCACUCGUACCCCAGCGGCAGCGACACGGACGCAUCACCACCGGUGCGCGCGCGCGGCCAGCAUCCGCCCAAGCCGCCCGUGCCCGAGCGCCACCCCGAGCUGCUGCUGGCCGUCCGCCGCGCGCCACCGCCGCCGCCGCCGCGCACCACCUCCCGCUCCCCGCUCGCCUCGCCCACCUCGCCCCGCUCGCCCUCCUCGCCCCCUUCGCCGCCCGAGCUCCAUGCCGACCCCGCCGAUCCCAACGACGAAAAAAACGCUUCCCGUCAGGCGCUCCUCGAACAUCGCCAUCAGGAGCUGUUGAAGAAGCAAAGAGCUCUCCAAGAGCAAUACGCUCGCUUGCAAAUGAUCCAGCGCAGUGGUCCCACGCUGCCACCGAACGCGCAACCUGAUUUGAAGAAAACUGGAAGCGAAUCCAACCUCCUCACUAAAAUGAAUUUAAAUCUAGCACCAGCGAGUAUUUCUGGCAGUAUGACCCACCUCGCCAGCGACUGCGAUAAGAACAGCAACCCAGAGAAAUGCUCCUCACAGAUUCAAGCGCCUGACGCUGUCGCCACUACCAAUAAAGUUUACGAGACUGACAUUCUGUGACCGUGUCAAUUUAGUUUUAUAUCUGUCUAAGUUAAAUUAAGUUGUUAUAAGAAAUGUUUAAUGUUUGUAAUUAUUAUUAAUUGAAUAGGUACUUUAUGUUAAGAUUUUUAAAUGAUAACAAAUAUUAUUUUUUGAUCAUCCUGUUACAUCCGAUUUAUAUUAUAAUAAUUUUAUUACAUGGUAAUUCUUUUUAAUGUAUUCAGUUUGACUUAUUAUAUUGUAGGUCACUCUCAAUAAUGCUGCAUUGCUGCUUCAAUAGCGUAUUCCAGCUUCUCUAUCUUCUAACAACAACACGGCAAGAAUAAAGGAAUAUUGAGCAAAAUGUCAUUACACAAUUGAAUUAAAAAAAAAACAAAAAAAAAUUACAUAAAUGAAUGUCAGAUUAGAAAAUAGUUGUUCUAUGUAUUACCUAAAUGUAUACGAAUGUGGCAAAUGUAACAUCCCUGCUAUCACUCGGUCAGGUCAAGGAACACGGGUUGAUAAGUAAAGAACUACUUUUAAAAACUACAUUAAUGAAGUGUAACCAAACCUUCUAAAGAUACAGAAGAUAAUUCUGUUUGAGGAUUAGUAACUUAUCUUGGUCUGAGGCUUCUCGAAGUAACCAAUUAUUUUCCAAUACUAUAAAGACUGCAAGAUCAAUACGCAUUGAGAAUUAUUGAGUUAUUUACAGGCCCACACUCUCAAUUUGCGGACGUUUUCCCCUCACCUAUACCUACACCUUUUUUACUGUAUAUAAAUAAUUAAUAUAACUAAAUAUUUAACCUAGUCCCUAAAAUUUCUACUAUACCUUAAGUAUCUUAUUAGAAUGAUGUGCCAAACCCAAGAAAUUCAUUUCUUUUUAGUUUUUAUGUUCUUGUCAAAAUCUAGUUUAUCUCCACAUUAUCUUUGCAUAAAUUCUAUAAUAUAAUAUAAUAUUUUUUGGCACAACGAAGACUAUUAUUGUAACGAAAUUUUGAAUUUCUUUUACAAACUAUUUAAUAUUUUUGACGGUUGUAUUUGAAAUAAUGUGAAGAUAACUAAGUAUGUAGUCUAUUUCCAAAUUAAAUUCAUGAUUGUGGAAUGAAUUCGAAGUACAGUAAUAUUUGAAAAAAGUGUCUGUCUGUAUAGUUUAUGAUUCAGGUAUCUUGCAAAUAUACAGUAAUCUGUUUAUAACAAUGAAACCAAAACAUUCCUGUAACCUAACGUAGCAUCUAAAAUAUUUCUGUAAAGGUGCAUGUGCUCUGAAGUUACUGAAAUUUACAACGACAACUCAUUUAAUACGGCCGAGCUUUGUCGAGAACAAUGUAUAUAAAGCCACCUAUUGUUAUGAUGCAACAAAACAUUCGCUCAACCAAAUGUAACUUCAGCGUCUUCAGUGUGGAUGCAGAGAAACAUUUUCCCGUAAACGCAUACUUACAGACAUACAUACAAGUACGCGUGUAAUUAUGAAUUGACUGUGAUAAAACAAAAGUUACCUACUUUAAAAUGCAUAAGAAUUGAAUUCUUGCCCAUUUUAUAAAUUGUUUUACUUUAAUUUCUACCAUCGGAUUUUGUUAUUGUAGAACAUUGUUUGUGUUUACAAACUAAACACUACUACUAAGUUAAGCAGACAUCGAUUGAUUAUAUCAAAAAUACUACUAAAUUUGUACUCGCACUUCAAAAUCCGUCAACAAUAUUAGCAUAGUUAAACAAUGAAUAUUAUUCACGUAUCUACUAUAGGUACAAAGACAUGUUAUUACCUCAAGAGUGCUUUAACUUGACAUAUUGUAACACUCGUGGCCACAUACCUACCAAUCCGGUAGACGUAGAUCGGCAUGGGACAAUUGGAACAUAAACCAAACGAUGUUUUUCGGAAAGAGCUAAUCAAUAUGAUACAUUCCAGAUACUGGAAUGUAUCAUAAAUAAUUAUGCAAAAUUAUAGUCAAACCGUCAAGAUGUUCUAAAGACGCGACGCUGGCGCAAUGUGUACAGUUCUAAUAUGCUAGUUAACAUAAAACACGUUAUAUAUCUAAAGGACCAUCACGUACAGCCCAACGUUCUGUGUUACGUUUUCUAUGCAAAGGUUUCGCCACAACUCGGACGGAACGGCGAUGCACUGACUAACAUAAAACACCUUAACGUUCUGUGUUACGUUUCCUAUGCAAAGGUUUCGCCACAACUCGGACGGAACGGCGAUGCACUGACUAACAUAAAACACCUUAACGUUCUGUGUUACGUUUCCUAUGCAAAGGUUUCGCCACAACUCGGACGGAACGGCGAUGCACUGACUAACAUAAAACACCUUAACGUUCUGUGUUACGUUUUCUAUGCAAAGGUUUCGCUACAACUCGGACGGAACGGCGACGCACUGACUAGCAUAAAACACCUUAACGUUCUGUGUUACGUUUUCUAUGCAAAUGUUUCGCUACAACUCGGACGGAACGGCGACACACUGACUAGCAUAAAACACCUUAACGUUCUGUUACGUUUUCUAUGCAAAGGUUUCGCCACAACUCGGACGGAACGGCGACGCACUGACUAACAUAAAACAUCUUAACGUUCUGUGUUACGUUUCCUAUGCAAAGGUUUUGCCACAACUUGGACGGAACGGCGGGGAUUAUUGAGUUACAUAGCCAUCGCGCUCUGCGUACCGUUUUGUAUAUUAUCAGAAUAUUGUCUAGUCGUUUGCUCACGUCACGCCAGCGUUGCGUCGCCGUCCCGUUUCGUUCGCUGUGUGGCUACCUUAAUACCAUAAGCCUUCAGCUCAGCGUGAAAGUUGCCUUAGAAAGCAACUAAGAAUGAGUAAAGAUGAAACCUGUAAGCCCCAGUACGUCUUAAUCUCAAAGUACAAGAAUCCGAUUCUUAACAUCAAUCAAAAAAGUUUUACUUCUAGAGGUAAUAACGUAUAACUAACUAUACAUAAUGUAGAGUAACGUUUGACAAAUCGAUCGAGGUAUGUAAUGACGAGUGAUAUUGUUAAAAAAAUUGAUGUGUUAAAUAUUCUUAUUUUUAGACUCAAAAUAUAUCUGCAUUAGACAAUGUAUAGAGUCUAGAAUUAGCAUUAGGUAUAUGUAUAUAAAUAUAUUAUUCUAUUAUAUUAUUAUGUUAUAUAUGUGCGCUUAUUGAUGAUUUCCGCAAGACGACAGUUUUCACAAAUUCAUAUAGAUAUGAAAUGAUUGCUAAGGAAAUUAAAAAAGACCUAUUCUGUAAAACGCUAGAUCUGGUCUCAGUAAUCUAUCAGAAAGUUAAUUAUUAUUAAUAGGUAAGUAAUUUUAAUACUUACCUUCUUACCCAAUUCACACAACAGUUCCGUUUACUAUUACCUGAGCUCCUCGACUAAUGUACGAAGUAGUGAGCAUUUUGAAGGUAAAUUUAAUGUUAUUCGAUUUUGUGGCUUAAUGGCUUUUUUUGUGCCCCUUUCAGAUUUCACGUAAUACCGUAGUAGCAAAGCUCGCACGAAAAUUUCGUUGUAAGUGUACAAAAUUAGAUGCACUUAAACAUUAAUUUGCAAACACGUGCAUAAAGCUUUUUUAAGGGCACAAUGACAAUGUAAAUUCAACUAAUUACAAAUACUAUAAAAUAUAGUAUUUGAAUGAACAUUGUAAGUCAGUCAAACACUGAUCGACUAGAGUUGUUGACACCAAUUAAUGUUUUAUUCACUAAUUAUAAUGUAAAAAUAUUGUAAACUUUAUAGUUUACGAUACUACUCAAAUUUACGUAGAACCAUUAUGGCACCAUACGAACAUGUCACGGCUUUUUUUGGCAGUUGAACGUUAUGAAAAAAAUAUAACUUCCUUUUCACUGGCACCACUCUAUUGCUGUGGUGUUAUUCAUACAACUAAUAAAAACAACUAAAAAUCGUAACGGAAUAAAGCAUUACAUUAAUAUGUUGCUAGCUUAAAUUAGUAGCUACUAAUACAAGUAUUUUGUUUAUUUCUGAAAUUCAUUAUGGAUAAAUAACACCGACGAAUCUAAGCGACAAUGUCACCCAAAAUCGAGAAAAAUUCUUAAUCUAUGAAGAUUCAGGACUAGACGCCUGCACAAAAUCAGUUUUGCACAAAUCAUGGAUUUUUGGGGAUGAAAAGUUACCUAUUUGUUAAUCCAAGGUACAGUCUAUCUUUAUUCCAAAUUGUAGCCAAAUCCAUUCAGUAGCUUUUGUCUGAAAGUGUAACAAACAUACAAACUAUCGCGUUUAAAAUUUUAGUAGAACUAUGCAUAUUGUAAAUAUAUAAAACGAAGUUUUGCUCACAAAACAACAACAGCUUUUCUUUAAUUCAAAGGAUUUAAAUUUGUUUUUAAGAUGCUUUACAAAUUUUUCGCAAUAUUCAGGUGUGAAGAAGUAUUUCAAAUUGGAAUAGGUAAACUCAGUUCAGUUAUCUCAAUACUGUUAAAACUCUUAAGCUUUUUAAUUCAGAUUUGAAGAGAUUACCUAAAUGUUUUUUUUAUUGUAUGAUAUAUACGCAAUUUAUUCAACUAAUAGCAGUCUGCAAGUAAAAUUUUAAUACUUAGACUAACUUCUUCGUUUCCAACAAUCUAUAACGGAUGAAAAAUAUUUCCGCGCUAACAAAAUAAAACAUCGUGAUUCCCUGUAACUUAUACAGAUGCUUAUGCAAGCUGGAUGAAGUUCCACGAGCCAAGAGCAAUUUAAUAAAUUCGAGACCGUUCCUACUGCAGACGGGUUUAAUUUACUCCAACAGUACCUACUGUUAGUACUACGAAGUUUUAAUUAACGAUCAAAUAUCGGCGUCGAUAGGGUUUCUAAUACAAUCUUCACUGAUUCGUCAUAUUAAUUAAAUCAAUUGAUGUGCAUUAAGUGUUUUACUUUAAAUGAAAAAUAAUAUAAAAAGAAAACUGUUAAUUACCUGCUUAACUAUACGUAGAUUUUGAUUUUUUGUUUUGAUUUGUAAAAUGAUUUUUUUUUAUUAUGAUCCACAUUCGCGCUCUCUUUGCAUUUUCGUUAUUAAAGCAAUUAUACCUUUGGUUUAGAAUAAUUAAAGACGAAAGAUUUAAAUGAAAACGCAUAUAUAUCUACUUAAUUAUGUUUGUAUUCUGACAACAUAUUUUGGCAUACAUCAUAGCUAAUACCUAAAAUUAUUUAUUAAUAUAAAUAUAAUUAAUUAUGCUUUGGAAUUGUAAAGCUAUAUUUUUGCAUUCCUUCUUAUUCUACCAUGAUUUAUUUAAGAUUAUUUUUACUGGUAAAUAGGUUAUUUUUCUGUCACAGCAGAAAGUAUUUCAAAUGUACCUACGUAUUAUGACUAUUUUACUCUUAUUAAAAAUGUGUUUUUAUUACUUUUUAGUAUUAAUACCUACGAAGUGAGUCCAAGUUUAGUAACAUACUGUGAAAAAUUAUUAUAUGACACGCCAACAACGAUGGUAAUUAUAAAUGGGAAUUUUGACAAGAAAGUAGUUUAAAAAACCCAAAACAUAUAAAAAUCAUAUAAUCAUAGUUUCUAAACUAUCCUACAUGACAUGUCAUACAACGUGGACUCGCUUUUGUAAUUUAUUUUAUUACUUCGUGCCAAAAAAAAUUUUUUUUCGAUCACGAUUAAAUUAAAAAAACGCACAUUAUAAUCGGUUACUUAACAAAAAUGUAUUCAGUAAGUGAUUUUUUUAAAUUGUUUGCAAUAUUAUGUUGCUUAAAGCGGACAGAAUUAAAUUAUUUGUUGUUAUUCUAUAUCAUUGUACUUUGUAUUCUUAUUUAGUUCUUAAGAGUUAAUUUUGUAUGAUUAGGUUAAACCAAAAUAGCUUCAAAAUAUUUUAAUGUGGAAUUAAAUAUAUACACGUCAAGUUAA
Messenger RNA from Bicyclus anynana (squinting bush brown), 10987 nucleotides. RefSeq names its product coiled-coil domain-containing protein AGAP005037. The coding region runs from base 252 to 5237 and encodes 1661 amino acids. The record is from RefSeq and is a predicted model, not a curated record. NCBI's taxonomy places the organism in Eukaryota, Metazoa, Arthropoda, Insecta, Lepidoptera, Nymphalidae. The transcript has 24 exons. Gene Ontology annotation, cellular component: cytoplasm.